CAGCACAGCAGCACAGCAGCACCGGCGCGCGAGACGGCCGGCGGCGGACGCACGGCUGACGAGGCACAUCGGACGGCUGGGUGAGGACUGAGAGGAGGACCACAGGAUCGCGAGAAGAAUCCCAGGACCGAGAAGUGGACCGGUGGAAAGAAGGGUGGAUUGAGAAGCCAACCGGAAGAUUGAAGGCGACCCACUACACCGAGGAGCGGGCCAGUGGAGCGAAAGAAGUGGACUGCAGUAUCCAAAAGCGGCCAGUCGAGCUGGGAGGAACCACCUCAGCCUGCAGGCGGACUGGGAGGAACUACCUCAGGCUGCAGCGGGGCGGUGAUGACAUGCCCGUGAGUCCCAGGUGGACAACAGGUGACGAGCGAUGGCGUUUUGCGCCCAGCUAUGUCAGAAGCUGAGCGAGCUCUGCUGUCCUCGGCAGGAGGACGACAAAAGUGAGAAGACCCUUCUCACUGUCAAGUGCCAUGGCAGGUACGCGUCCGACGAGAACCUGCUGGAGAGCGGCGACCCGCCGGCCGUGCACAAGGCGCGGGGCCAGCUGUCUCGCUCGGAGCCGGACGUGGCCAGCCUGAGCGCGUGCGAGACCCAGCUGGACCGCGUGCAGCCGCCGGCCGAGCGGCUCUACCGGCCCGACCUGGACAGCCAGCUGAGCCUCAACGAGUUCGGCUCGGUGCCCGACAUCACUGUCACGAGUAGUGACGGCGCGCCGCGCACGUUCCUCUCGCGCAAGCUGCAGCCGGAGGUAAUGCGGCACGCGCAAACCAUCGCCGACAUCUCCAAGCACACGCUGCGCGACCUCAAGAGCCGGAACCGGGCGGACGCCGGCGCGGACGCGACGCACACGUUCGCGCGCGCCAGCCGGCUCGGCUUCGACCGCGCCCAGUACGAGAGCGCCGGCUCUCUGACGCACGACGCGCCGUCGGCGUCGGCGGCCGCGGCCGCCGCCGAUGUCGACGACUCGCACAUCGUGGAGGAGGUGUACGGCACGGUGUCGUUGUCAGUCAGCUUCAACCCGCACAUGAAGCGGCUUCUGGUGCAGCUGGAGGCCGUGCACAACCUGCCGACGCGCGGCGACGGCCACACCUACGACGCUGCCACCGAGCUGACUCUGCUGCCGGACGCCAAACCGGUAAAGAAGGCCCCCGUGGCCGUGGGCGAGCUCAAUCCGCGCUACAACAUCGACUACGCGCUGCCGCUGCGCUCCAAGGAGCUGCGCCACAAGACGCUGCGGGUGACGGUGAUGGACGCAGCGCGGCGCGGCCCGUACGAGGCGGUGGGCCACGGCCUGCUGUCGUUGCAGAGCACCGUCAGCGAGUCGCCGGAGCGGUACGUGCUGCCGCUGGCGCGCCGCUCGCUGCCCAGCGAGCCACUGGGUCGGCUGCUCGUCUCGCUCUCGUACCGGCCGGCUGACGACCGGCUCUCUGUGGUGGUGAUGCAGGCGCGCGGUCUGCGCGUCUCGCCCGCCGUGCACCACCUGCCGCAGAAGACGUUCGAGAAGCACGCGCGCUACGACACGUUCGUCAAGGCGUCGCUGCGCUGCGCCGGCGAGAAAGUCAAGACCCGGCGGUCGCCGGUGCUGGCCGGCUCGCGCGACCCCUUCUACAACGCUGGCUUUAGCUUCGUGCUACCGCAGGGGUUCGUUGAUGACGCCAGCCUGGUGGUGAGCGUGGUCAUGCGCGGUCCGAUGCGCACUGACCUCGUCAUCGGCCGUGUCAUCCUGGGACCGUUCUUCUCGCACGCGGCCGGCCAGCCCACACAGUGGGGCCGGGCGCUGACUGGCAGUGAGGUGGCCACGCAGUGGCACCGGCUCUACCUCUGAGGCGGAGGGCCGGAGCCGACGAGGACAGGCUGCCCCGAGGCGGCGGGCCGGGGCCGACGAGGACAGACUGCCCUGAGGCGGUGGAUCGGAGCUGACGAGGACAGACUGCCCUGAGGCGGUGGGCCGGAGCCGCCGCGAACAUACUGUCCUGAGGUGGUAGAUUACACGACAUCGACAGACUGCCCUGAGGCGGUGGGCCGGAGCUGACGAGGACAGACUGCCCUGAGGCGGUGGGCCGGAGCCGCCGCGAACAUACUGUCCUGAGGUGGUAGAUUGCACGACAUCGACAGACUGCCCUGAGGCGGCGGGCCGGAGCUGACGAGGACAGACUGCCCUGAGGCGGCGGGCCGGAGCCGACGAGAACAGACUGCCCGGAGGCGGUGGACCGGAGCCGCCGCGGAGACUGCCCUGAGGCGGUGGGCUGGAGCCGCCGCGACAUACUGCCCUGAGGCGGUGGGCCGGAGCCGCCGCGACACACUGUCCUGAGGUGGUAGACUACACGACAGAGACAGACUGCCAGGAGCCGUUCAUCUGAGUCGUUUGCAUGACGGAGGUGGUCCUACGAUAAUGUGAGCGACCUCCGACCUCCAGCUGCUUGUCGUUGCCUCCGAAUAGUUCGGAGUCCGGCAGUGGUCCAAACUCCCCACAUCGAGCACUAGGCACCGGCGGACUAACCAGAAGCUCGGCAUACUGAACGCAGCCGGCCAGGGCCGUUCGGCCACAGGGCUAGCCGUACGGCAGCGGGCGGGGCGGAACGCGCCAGACGUCAGGUCACAAAACAGGUCAGCAUCGCAGACGACCCCCAGCAGCCGGCUGAGGUCAGGU
This is a messenger RNA of Pollicipes pollicipes, 2650 nucleotides long. Its product is annotated as synaptotagmin-15. Gene Ontology annotation, biological process: calcium-ion regulated exocytosis. Lineage: Eukaryota; Metazoa; Arthropoda; Thecostraca; Pollicipedomorpha; Pollicipedidae. The transcript is spliced from 2 exons. The coding region runs from base 371 to 1825 and encodes 484 amino acids. Gene Ontology annotation, cellular component: exocytic vesicle; plasma membrane. Gene Ontology annotation, molecular function: clathrin binding; calcium-dependent phospholipid binding; phosphatidylserine binding. The record is from RefSeq and is a predicted model, not a curated record.